Molecule: messenger RNA, 1672 nt
Organism: Plodia interpunctella (Indianmeal moth)
Lineage: Eukaryota; Metazoa; Arthropoda; Insecta; Lepidoptera; Pyralidae
Exons: 5
Coding region: 295-882 (195 amino acids)
Source: RefSeq, a predicted model, not a curated record
ACCUAAAGUUUGCGAGAAUUCGACUCUAAGCAGUGGCCUAACGUCACUUGGACCCCUAUACUGUAUCAAAAUUACCCAAAUUAAGGUUAAAUAUAUAUUUUUUUUUAGUUUACCCCCGAAAAUCACCCUUCAGAUUUAUUCACACUGUACCACGCUCCGUACGUUUGGGCCAUAGGAUUACACCAUCUUACCAAAUUUCAUUUGAUUUGGUCUAAGUGUAGUAGAUUCGGAGUGAAUUGUCUGUGACAAAAGGGUUAUUUGAUUUUUUGAACGGAAACCUAAAAAAUUACAAAAAUGCUUCUAGUACUUCUGAAGGAGAAAAGGCUGUAUAAAAGGAUGUCAAGCCAAGGAGUCUUCAGUUCAGAUCAAGCAUCUUCUUCAAACAACAUCUCAAAUAUUUCUGAACUCCCAAGAAGCAUGCAUCCUGCGAUGUGCGCGCUGCUGCUGGCGGGGUGCUGCCUGGCCCACUACCACGGUGGCUACGAGGCCCGCUCCAACCUCAUAGAAAGAGAAGAACCGCAGGAUGACCUGGAUGGGGACUUGGUGGAGUGUCCCGUGUGCGUGGGUUCCAGCAACAGCGAGUGGCUGCCGAGCAACGAAGUGUGUCCCAUCGUGAGGGGGGACAAGAGAUACAAACGCUGCCAGCUCGGCACCUACGUCAACACGGUCUGCGACAACCGGCUUGACUGCUACCGGGGUCCAAAAGAACAAUGCACAGAGAAAAUGGACUUCGAUAUCUACGGGCAAAAGUGUGCGCCAGGGUACUACUGCAACAAGUACCUGGGUGUAUGCACUGGCCUCGAAUACAACGUGGAGAGCAAAACCCAGUGGCUUCUCAAUCCGCAUCAUCGGUACCCUCUGAGAGCCCGACGAAGUAUCUGAACCAUAAACAACGAAGAGUACAGAAAGGACGCUGAAUUGAAAAAAAAACAAUAAAUUUAAAACGACCAGUAUUAUUCUCACUUAUAUAAAAAAACAACUAAAAUAGGUACUUAAUGGUAUAUCUAUGAAUAAGAUUUUGAUAAGAAUUUAAUUAAAUGGAUUUCAAUAAUUCUAGGUACUUGCAUUACGUCUUAUCUACUUGAAAAACCUUAGAACAUAGUUCCAGGUAAAAAUAUUUAAAUGUAUGUAUAUAUCAUUUAAUAUUUAUUUUUUUACUUGUUGUAGUCAUUUUACAUAGUACGAGUACAUAUACAUAACUAGUUAUUUUGUCAAUAAAGAACUAGAUAUACCUACACUGUUCCAUGCAAAAUCAAACAAAAUUACUAUUACAACUAGUGCUAGUCCCGGCUUCGCUCUGGUAAAACCAUUAUAAUAAAAAAGUGGCCUAAGUUACUCCUAAAGUUUUCGUCUGUCUUUGUGUCAAAUUUCAUCAAAAUCGGCAGUAGUAUUUAAAUGUAUUCAUUACAAACAAAAAAACUAAUCUUUUCUCUAUUAUUAGUAUGGAUAUUAGGUAUAUAAGUAUAGAUAUGGAUUGGUAUGGAUUAGGUAUACAAUUAUAUUAGGAAAAGUAUCCGAUUUUGGCCGGUUUUGGUAUAUAACCUAUUCAAUGCUACUUAAAUCAAAAGUUUGUACCUAGUUUUUUAUUCUUAAUCAAUUAUUAGAGCAACGUCUUACUUGCAAGCAACGAUUACUUAUAUGAUAUUGAUCUCAAUAAAGUUAAUUGGAUGAA